Tribolium castaneum (red flour beetle) is the source of this 1953-nucleotide messenger RNA. RefSeq names its product zinc finger protein OZF. The record is from RefSeq and is a predicted model, not a curated record. Gene Ontology annotation, cellular component: nucleus. Lineage: Eukaryota; Metazoa; Arthropoda; Insecta; Coleoptera; Tenebrionidae. Gene Ontology annotation, molecular function: zinc ion binding. The coding region runs from base 340 to 1932 and encodes 530 amino acids. The transcript has 9 exons.
ACAGGCGCACUUUUGUCUUCAGAAGUGACAAUUUUGACAGCAGGGUUGUUGGUGGUCUGUGUAUGGUGCUUCUUUAAUUUAAAAAAUAAUUAAUAUUUAUACAAAUUCAUGAAACUACAAGUGUGAUUAACAUAACUAUCCUCGCUUAGAAGACAGAUGUAAUGCUGGAGAACCAAGGAGUUCCAAAAAAUUUGCUAUGCCUUAGUCGGUGUUAAAAACUGCUUCGUGUGUGAUGAAGCUUCACCAUUGUGUUGGUGUUGAAAAACACUUGCAAAAGCUAAAAGUGCAAUCAAAACUCUCGUGAUAAGUCUCGAGUUCACCUAAGGACAAUACAGUAGGAUGGAUAUGAGUGUUUAUUUAACUGCUCCUUUACGUUUAGAUAAAAUCUGUCGAGCAUGCUUGACAGAAAAAGGGGAUAUGAGGCCUCUGUUUGGGGCUUGUCUUGACGAAAUGCUGGUUUCGUUUGCGUCAAUUCAGGUGGAGGAGGGUGACGGCUUACCUAACUUAAUGUGCGUGCAAUGUGUCCUCCAGUGCAGCAGGGCUUACACAUUUAAGCAGCAAUGUGAAAAAUCGGAUAAUAUUUUACGGCAAUUUAUUAGUGCGGAAUUUCAGCAUCAGUUAGCGGAAACGCUCCAAGAACAACAAACUAAAGAGGAAUUACAGGAACAGUUGCAAUUUCCCGACAACAUAGCCAAUGUUGUUAUUGAAGAGGGAAUCACAGCCGAAUUUGUGACUUACACUGAAAACGAUGCGGUAGUGGAAGUAAAACAAGAUUUGUAUUCAGUGGAAGCAGCUCCAGAUGAGGUUGUCGGCAUCGAAAUUGAGAAAAGUGACAAUGAAGCGCACAAACUAAAAUAUCGGUGCACGAAAUGCGACGAAGCGUUUGCUCUAAAGGUGGAUUUAAAGGUCCAUAUGAUGACCCAUCCAAAGGACCUGGACCACAUAUGCCACGUUUGCAACAAAGGCUUUCCCGAAGCCCGAAUUUUGAAACGCCACUUGAAAAUUCACCUUGAUAAAAAACCACAUCAGUGCGACCAAUGUAACAUGUCUUUUGCAGAAAGCUCAAAUUUAAGCAAACACAAAAAGAAACACACUGGUGAGCUGCGCAACAUCACCGGCAAGCCUCAUCUCUGUUCGGUGUGUGGACGAGCUUUUAAGUGGGCCUCAAGUCUCUCCAAACACAUGAAAUAUCACACGGGGCAUAAGUUGCUAUCCUGUGACUUUUGCGGCAAACAAUAUGUGGAGGCUCGCAGUUUGAGGAUUCAUAUACGAUCUCAUACCGGGGAACGUCCGUACACGUGCAAAGUGUGCCAAAAAACGUUCACUCAAGUUUGCAAUUUAGAAAAGCAUUUGCGAGUUCAUACAGGCGAGAAACCGUUUUUGUGCCCGAUUUGUGGCAAAGGCUUCACUCAGUCUGGUUAUGUGGGUAUCCACAUGCGGACGCACACCGGCGCUCGCCCUUACGUUUGCCAAACUUGCGGUAAAGCGUUCGCUGGUUCAAACACCCUCACAAUUCACCAGCGGAUCCACACCGGGGAAAAACCGUACUCGUGUAACAUGUGUGGUAAAGCGUUCAGUCGGCAUGAAACGUUGAUAAUUCAUACGCGUUCUCACACGGGCCACAAACCCCACGUUUGCAGUAUUUGUAAGAAAGGCUUUACGUCCUCUGGGCAUUUGUCGGGACAUAUGAGGACGCACACUGGGGAGAAGCCGCAUAUUUGCAACCUCUGUGGAAAGAAAUUUGCGGGGUCCAGCAGCUUGAAGGUUCACAUGAAAACACAUUUGGUUGAGAAGCCGUUCAUUUGUAAAUUGUGCGGGAAAGGGUUUACACAGUCGGUUCUGUUUCAGCAGCAUUUAGCGACGCAUACGAACGUCGAUGAUAAAAGCGAGAUUGCGAAAAUUGAAACUGUGCAAGUUAGAGAUUUGAUGUAAACAAUAAAAGAGUAAUUUUAA